Messenger RNA from Marmota flaviventris (yellow-bellied marmot), 2583 nucleotides. RefSeq names its product TBC1 domain family member 17 (gene Tbc1d17). Gene Ontology annotation, biological process: activation of GTPase activity. Lineage: Eukaryota; Metazoa; Chordata; Mammalia; Rodentia; Sciuridae. The record is from RefSeq and is a predicted model, not a curated record. Gene Ontology annotation, molecular function: GTPase activator activity.
CGAACCCUUGCAGUUCAAGUUCAACUACCCCAUUCUGAAAAGUGGUUUCACCCACUCCUGCUUUAGAAUGGUAAGGGCGCUACCACCAUCUGGACUUGAGGGGGCGUGUCCUUUCCGGAUGUGACACCACACUGACCCGGAAAAGAAGGAAGCUGGGGCAGUGGGGCCUCUGUGGCAACUAUGGAGGGAUCCGGCUACAGGGUGGUGUUUGAGAAGGGAGGUGUGUACCUGCACACCAGCGCCAAAAAGCAUCAGGACCCAGACUCGCUCAUCGCUGGCGUCAUCCGUGUCGUGGAGAAGGACAAUGACGUCCUUCUGCACUGGGCUCCUGUAGAGGAGGCUGGAGAUUCCACCCAAAUCCUCUUUUCCAAGAAGGACUCCAGUGGGGGUGACUCCUGCACCUCUGAGGAGGAACCUACCUUUGACCCAGGCUAUGAACCUGACUGGGCUGUCAUCAGCACAGUGCGGCCACGGCCACAUCACUCAGAACCCACAGAAGGUGCAGAGCCAAGCUCCACCCGGGGCUCCUGGGCCUUCUCGGUGAGCCUGGGGGAGCUCAAGUCCAUACGCCGGUCCAAGCCAGGCCUCAGCUGGGCCUACCUGGUCCUGGUGACUCAGGCUGGAGGCUCGCUGCCUGCUCUGCACUUCCACCGUGGGGGCACCCGAGCCCUGCUGCGUGUCCUCAGCCGCUACCUGCUGUUGGCCAGCUCACCACAGGACUCCCGCCUCUACCUUGUCUUCCCUCACGACUCUUCCGCCCUCUCCAACUCCUUUCACCACCUGCAGCUCUUUGACCAGGACAGCUCCAACGUGGUGUCUCGCUUCCUCCAGGACCCCUACUCCACCACCUUCAGCAGCUUCUCCCGAGUGACCAACUUUUUCCGAGGAGCACUGCAGCCACACCCUGAGGGGACCUCCUCCCCUGACCUUCCUCCACCACCUGAUGAUGAGCCUGAGCCUGGGUUCGAGGUCAUAUCCUGUGUAAAACUGGGGCCACGGCUACCUGUGGAACGGGCUUCCCCAGUCACAGAAGGGGAAUGGGCCCUCCACGUGGGCCCUGAGGGCCGCCUACAACAGGUCCCUGAAUUGAAGAACCGGAUCUUCUCAGGGGGUCUGAGCCCCAGCCUGCGACGAGAGGCCUGGAAGUUCCUCCUGGGAUACCUCAGCUGGGAAGGCUCAGCUGAGGAGCACAAGGCCCAUGUGCGCAAGAAGACGGAUGAGUAUUUCCGCAUGAAGCUGCAGUGGAAGUCUGUGAGUCCCGAGCAGGAGCGGAGGAACUCACUCCUGCAUGGAUACCGCAGCCUCAUUGAGAGAGAUGUGAGCCGCACUGACAGGACCAACAAAUUCUACGAGGGCCCCGAGAACCCAGGGCUGGGCCUCCUGCAUGACAUCCUCCUCACGUACUGCAUGUACCACUUUGAUCUUGGCUACGUCCAGGGCAUGAGUGACCUUCUCUCCCCGAUCCUCUACGUCAUUCAGAGUGAAGUAGAUGCUUUCUGGUGUUUCUGUGGCUUCAUGGAGCUUGUGCAUGGAAACUUUGAGGAGAGUCAGGAGACCAUGAAGCGGCAGCUCGGGCAACUCCUGCUGCUCCUGAGGGUGCUGGACCAGCCACUGUGCGACUUCCUGGACUCCCAGGACUCUGGUUCUCUCUGCUUCUGCUUCCGGUGGCUACUCAUCUGGUUCAAGAGAGAAUUCCCUUUCCCGGAUAUCCUUCGGCUGUGGGAGGUGCUGUGGACAGGGCUUCCUGGUCCCAAUCUGCACCUGCUAGUAGCCUGCGCCAUCCUGGACAUGGAGCGGGACACCCUCAUGCUGUCUGGCUUUGGCUCCAAUGAGAUCCUUAAGCACAUUAACGAGCUGACCAUGAAGCUGAGCGUGGAAGACGUGCUGACACGUGCCGAGGCCCUCUACCGGCAACUGACUGCCUGCCGGGAACUGCCCCACAACGUUCAGGAGGUUUUGGGUCUGGUGCCACUCUCAGAGCCCCGCAGCCCCUCGCCCCUGGUGUCCCCACUGCCACUAUCACCUACACGGGCCCCGCCUGCCCCGCCGCCUCCAGGGGACACAGCCCCACAACCUGACAGCAGCCUAGAGAUCCUGCCAGAGGAGGAAGACGGCCCAGACUCCUAACCUGUAUUGACCAGUGGCCUGCACAGGUGCUUUAUCUGCCUCUGGGGGCUAAGGGAGGGACCUGUGAGGAGGGCUGCUGCCCACUGCACUCCUGAUAAACUGGUUUCAUUAAACUGACAUUUCUCACUUCACUUGGCAUUAUGGCCAGGAUGGGGAGGUGGUGGCAUGUGGCCCCUGUGCAGAGCCCAAGCCUGACCACCUGACCUGGGACUCGGCCAAUGAGACAUAAGAGGUGGUCCCCGUAGGGCGUGUGGAGGCAGGGCUUUUUUUUUUUUUUUUCCAGAAGUCUUUGGGGCUUCUGGAAAAGUAGAAGAUGAGGUGUUUCAGGGCCACAGCAGCAGGCACCUCCUGGAUGUAAUGGCAGUGAGGGGCCUGCAGAGCUGCACACUGGUACCCUGCCCAUCAGCUGCUGCUCAUGUGAAAAAAAAUAAAAUAAACUUGUUUAGCCCACUGGAA